AUGUCCGGCAAGAUAUCAUUCUCCUUCGGUGCCAAACCAGGAGCUUCCAAAACCUCUACGCAAUCCAAGGCGCCCGUUUCCAAAGCCCCUUCUGCUGCCCUCUUCGCGGACGAAGAUGAGGGAGAGGACGAAGAAGGCGGUUCAUUUUUGGCCUCCAGGUCUGCCAAGGCUUCCAGUUCCUCGACGAAAAAGCCCGCAGUCAAAGCACCCGCUAUACAACAGUCCUCCCAAAUAUCCCGUGCUGAACGGAAAGCCCAAGCUACCGCCCAAUCCAUCGAUCAAUCCAUAUUCGACUAUGACGCACACUAUGACCAAAUGAAGGAGGCCGAAAGGGCAGUAGAGGAGGAGAAGAAGAAGGAAAGCGACGAAAGAAAGCCCAAGUAUAUCGAGAGCUUCUUGGCGUCAGCGCAAACCAGAAAGCUAGAUAAACUUCGGGCUGAAGAGAAGAUGCUGGAGAGGGAACGGGAGCAGGAGGGACAUGAGUUUGCGGACAAGGACAAAUUCGUCACAGAGGCGUAUAAGAAGCAGAUGGCCGAGGUUAGAAAGGCUGAAGAAGAAGAGAAGGCGAGGGAAGAGGCGCUACGGAAAGGGCAGAAGGGUCCGGGUCUCACAGCUUUCUACAAGAACAUGCUCGAUUCCGAAGAAUCCAAGCAUGCUGCUGCCGUUGCUGCGUCCGAGAAACCCACCAUGGGCCCGUCUCUGGCCAUUCGUCCUCCACCUGCUCCGUCAAAGCCUUUGUAUGACGAGGAGGAAGAGUAUGAUCCAUUCUUAGCCCGAGAAGCCAAGGAUGCCUCUUCAUCAACUUCUGCUGCUCCACCAGUGAAUGGCCAAGGUGGUCUGAGGCAAGCCAGAUCGACGAGGAUAGACGAUGCCACAGGGAAGGAGGUGGAGAUCAACGACGACGGAGAAGUCAUCGACAAGCGCUCUCUGCUCAAGGCAGGGUUGAAUAUAAUGAAGAAGCCGAAAACCGAAGUGCCCAACUCCCUCACUUCUUCGCAAAGAAGUGCCACUGUUGAUGGACCAUACCAGUCCAAGGCUGUAGGGUCUGCGGCUAGCUACAGAGAUAGAAUGGAGAGGGAGAGACGGCGCUUGGACGAGCAGUAUCGAGAGCAGGAGGAAAAGAAGAAACGGGAAGAGCAGGAUAGGCUGCGACAGGAAGAGGAAGAGGCAAGGCAAAGACGAGAGGGUGACAAUGGAGAGGCCGAGAGGAAGCGAGCCGAGGCGAAAGAGAGGUACCUGGCGAGAAAGAGGGCUAGAGAUGAAGAAGAAAAGUCUGGGGUCAAGAAGGCGAGGGAGGAGGACUAG
Messenger RNA from Cryptococcus wingfieldii CBS 7118, 1305 nucleotides. RefSeq lists its product as hypothetical. The transcript has 2 exons. NCBI's taxonomy places the organism in Eukaryota, Fungi, Basidiomycota, Tremellomycetes, Tremellales, Cryptococcaceae. The coding region runs from base 1 to 1305 and encodes 434 amino acids. Gene Ontology annotation, biological process: regulation of alternative mRNA splicing, via spliceosome. The record is from RefSeq and is a predicted model, not a curated record.